AUGGGGAAUAGCAGCUCAAGUGGAAGCUCGAGGCAAUCCUCAAUGAAUCAUUCGAAUUCUGCAUCCGGGUGGCAGCACGAUUACGCCCAAUCAUCAUAUUUGCAGUACGCGCAGAAUUAUCCCACGCAGCAUCCUUAUCCAGCCCCAGCAGGAUAUCCACCGCAAAGCCCCUAUUAUCCUCCUCCUCCUCAGGAUUACGGGAGUCAAUAUAACGAGGUUGCAUCCCGGCCUCACGCGCCGCAAAAGAAAUUUGACAGGAGAUACUCGAGGAUUGCGGACAAUUAUAGGUCGUUAGAUGAGGUUACAGAAGCACUAGCACGUGCUGGUCUUGAGUCUUCCAACCUCAUUGUCGGAAUUGAUUUCACCAAGAGCAAUGAAUGGACAGGCAAGAGGUCAUACGACGGUAGAAGCUUACAUCACAUUGGGAAUGGCCUGAAUCCGUAUGAGCAAGCUAUAUCCAUUAUUGGGAAGACUUUGGCAGCUUUUGAUGAUGAUAACUUGAUCCCUUGUUUUGGGUUUGGCGAUGCAUCAACUCACGAUCAGGACGUAUUCAGUUUCUACCCUGAUGAUAGAUUUUGCAAUGGGUUUGAGGAAGUCUUGAGCCGAUAUAGAGAAAUUGUUCCCAAACUUAAACUAGCAGGUCCAACAUCUUUCGCACCAAUAAUCGAAAUGGCUAUGACUAUUGUCGAGCAAAGUGGAGGUCAGUACCACGUGCUAGUGGUUAUUGCCGAUGGACAGGUAACCAGAAGUGUUGAUACUGAAAACGGACAGUUAAGCCCGCAGGAGAGAAAAACUGUUCAAGCAAUCGUUGAAGCUAGCAAGUUUCCUUUAUCUAUUAUUUUGGUCGGGGUUGGAGAUGGCCCUUGGGACAUGAUGAGGGAAUUUGACGACAAUAUCCCUUCUCGCGACUUUGAUAACUUCCAGUUUGUCAAUUUUACGGAGAUCAUGUCCAAAAACGCGCACCAAUCUAGAAAAGAGACAGAGUUUGCUCUUGCGGCAUUAAUGGAAAUUCCUUCACAGUAUAAAGCUACUAUGGAGCUUAAUUUGCUAGGUGGACGAAAAGGAAAUGCUUCAGGCCGGAUAGCUCUUCCACCUCCAGUCCACAAUGCUGCUGGUUUUGGCUCGGCUUUAAAGCCCUCACGUGCAACAAGCUUUCAGUACAGCUCGACGUCAUAUCACGACCAAAAACCCUCUGCUAAUUUGGCCCCUUCUAAUCCGAGCUCCACUUACGAACAUCAGAUUUGUCCCAUUUGCCUUACUAAUCCUAAGGACAUGGCUUUUGGUUGUGGUCACCAGACGUGCUGCGAUUGUGGCCAAUCCCUCCAGAUGUGUCCAAUUUGCCGCAGUCCAAUCGAGACCAGAAUAAAGCUAUAUUAA
Messenger RNA from Striga hermonthica, 1377 nucleotides. NCBI's taxonomy places the organism in Eukaryota, Viridiplantae, Streptophyta, Magnoliopsida, Lamiales, Orobanchaceae. The record is from the annotation of a GenBank genome assembly.